Canis lupus familiaris (dog) is the source of this 162-nucleotide messenger RNA. RefSeq names its product MICOS complex subunit MIC10-like. Lineage: Eukaryota; Metazoa; Chordata; Mammalia; Carnivora; Canidae. Bases 1 to 162 code for a protein of 53 amino acids. The transcript is spliced from 2 exons. The record is from RefSeq and is a predicted model, not a curated record. Gene Ontology annotation, cellular component: MICOS complex; mitochondrion; mitochondrial inner membrane.
AUGUCAGAUUCAGAGCUCACCAGGAAGUGGGACCUAUGCAUGGCAGAUGCAGUCACAAAGAUAGGUACUGGUUUUAGAUUACCUUUUGGUUCUGGCUUGGGAUUGGGAAUGGCCAACUCCAACUGUCAGCAUGAUUUCAACACUCCAUAUCUUCUACAUUGA